UGAAUUCGAAUAUGUUUUAGCUUCGACUUCGACUGAAAAGUGAAAGUAAGCAGUCAUUGAUAUUAUAGCAAUGCUUUCUGCAACAUGCCGACAGGGGGCUACGUAGCAUACUACCAAACGGAGCUUCAGGCGCCUGACUGUUAUUGGGAUUUCUACUCAAGGCCAGUGUGUUCAUUGGUGUUCGGUGUCUCGGAAUCUGCUCCAAGUGGCGGAGAGGAGACCUCACAAAUGGGAUUGGACGAUUCUAAUGGAUUGCCAAUGGAAACCAUUUGCAUCAUCCAAUCCCAUUUGUGAUGGGUAAUUCUCUCACUCCUACUUUCCUGGAAGAAAGUCGUAAAGCGGUCAAAAUUUCCUUUGAGAACUUAUCUUUUUUGUAAUUUUUAUUAACAUUUUUCCUAAUUACAUACGAACAAAGACUAAGUUCUAAUAAUUCCUUUUUGUAUAUCCUUAUUUCAUUCACUACCUCAAGUUACCCAUAAUUCUUUACGUUAGAGUUCUGCUAUCUAUGCAUAGUAUGUAAACCGGUCACUAACAGUCACGAAUCACUAUUUGAAUUUGUAGUUUUGUUUACUCAGUGUAAAUAUAUAUAAAUCAGUAUAUUUUGAUGCAUUUGUAACAUAGUUUUUGUAAUUCAAGAUGCAUAUUAAAAGUAUGGUGUUAGAAGGUUUUAAAUCAUAUGGAAAAAGAAUUGAAAUAGUUGGUUUUGAUAAAGAGUUCAACGCGAUCACAGGAUUCAACGGUAGCGGCAAAUCAAAUAUUUUGGAUGCAAUAUGCUUUGUUUUGGGUAUUACAAAUCUUGGCCAGGUGCGUGCAGCAUCAUUACAAGAUUUAGUCUAUAAAUCUGGACAAGCUGGUAUUAAGAAAGCUAGUGUUACAGUUACAUUUGACAAUAGCGAGAGAACCUCUUCUCCAAUGGGAUAUGAACAUUAUGAAGAAAUAACAGUAACGCGACAGGUUGUUAUCGGUGGGAAAAAUAAAUAUUUGAUCAAUGGUUCCAAUGUCCCAAACAAACGUGUACAAGAUAUGUUUUGUUCUGUACAAUUGAAUGUGAACAAUCCUCACUUUUUAAUUAUGCAAGGGAGAAUUACAAAAGUUCUUAAUAUGAAACCUGUAGAAAUUUUAUCUAUGAUAGAGGAAGCUGCAGGUACAAGAAUGUAUGAGAAUAAGAAGGAAGCUGCCUUAAAAACUAUAGAGAAGAAAGACAGUAAAUUAAAUGAAAUAAACGAUAUUUUAAAAGAAGAGAUAGGUCCAAAAUUAGCAAAACUCAAAGAAGAAAAAGCGCAAUAUGUAGAAUUUCAACGUAUAGAAAGAGAAUUAGAACACUGUAAAAGAAUUUGCCUUGCUUGGAAAUAUGUGAAUGCUAUAAAUGACAGUGAAAAGGCAGAAGGAAGCGUACAAGCAGUUAAGGAUAAAAUAAAUGAAAAAAAGAAAAGCAUUACCGAUGGCGAAGAAGAACUUAAAGAUAUAGACAAAGAAUACAAUGACAUUACCUCGAAAAGAGACACAGAAACAGGGGGUCAGUUACAAACUUUGGAAAAGGAAUUAGGAGAAACUGAAAAGAAGCAAUUCAAAUUAUUGGCUGAGGUUAAUAGUAGUAAAGAAGAUAUCAAAGCUGCUAAAAAGGCUGUAGAAGAACUGAAGACCAACAUAAAAGAUGACGAAGAUGCUUUUAUAUCAAAACAGAAAGAAUUUGCUAAAGUCGAAGGGCUUUUCAAACAAUUAAAAGAGACAGAUCAGCAAGAUUGUAAAGCUGUACAGGCUGCGCAAGAAAAAUAUCAAAAAAUUACUUCUGGUUUAUUAGAAAGUCAAGAUGGUGAAAAUGCGACGUUGGAACAGCAAUUAAUAGCAGCAAAACAGUCUGCAACAGAAGCACAAACACAAUAUAAACAAUGUGAUAUGACAUUAGCACAUAAUAAGGAACAAUUAAAAAAGAAAAGAACGGAUCUUAAAAACACUGGGGACGAAUAUAAAAAAUAUACUAAAGAUCUUGAUGAUAAGGAGAAAGAGCUAAAAAAUUUGGAAAAUCAACUAAACAAAUUAGAUUAUCAAGAUGGAACUAUAGAAUCAUUAAAACAGCAAAGGCACACACUGAGAAAUGAGAUAAGAGUGUUGGAGGAAAAAGUAGAUCACUUUGAAUCCAGAUAUCCACAAAUUAGGUUUGAAUAUCAAAAACCUGAACCUAAUUUCAAUCCCAAGUCUGUGAAAGGUGUGGUAGGCAAAUUAAUUACUGUUAAGGAUAAAAGAGCGGCGUAUGCCUUAGAUAUUGUUGCAGGUGGAAAGUUGUACAAUGUAAUAGUUGAUACAGAAACAACAAGUAAAAAGUUACUUCAACGUGGACAGUUACAACAACGCGUUACCAUUAUUCCGUUGAACAAAGUAAAUGGUAGACCAAUGGAUAAUCAAAUGGUUCGUUUGGCACAAAAGAUAGGAGGAGAAGAAAAUGUACAAAUGGCGUUAUCACUUAUAGAAUAUCCGGAAGAAACUCGGUCAGCAAUGACUUGGAUUUUCGGACAAAUAUUCGUUUGUAAAGAUAUCGAUGUUGCUAAAAAGAUUGCGUUUCACGAAAAGAUUAUGAAAAAAUGCGUCACCUUAGAAGGCGAUGUUGUUGAUCCUGCCGGUACACUGUCUGGUGGUGCUGCAUCUAAGUCUGGUUCUGUUCUGUUAAAAUUAGAAGAGUUGAAAGCUAUACAGAAAGAAUUAGACAUUAAACAACAAAGUUAUCAAAAGGUUGAAACCGAUUUGGCAAAUUUGUCGAGCGUUGCUGAGCAGUAUAUGUCUUUAAAACAAAAGUUUGAUUUACGUAAUUAUGAAAUUGGUGUAAUUAAACAAAGGCUAGAACAAACUAUAUAUUAUAAAAUAAAAGAAGAGAUUGAUGAGUUGGAGAAAAAUAUUGAAGAACUUGUACAGAAAAUGGCAAAUGCAGACAAAAUUGAAAAAGCAAAUAUUAAACGGGCUGGAGAAUUGGAACACCAACUGAAGGAUUCUGCUAAUAUUCGCGAGAAACAAUUGAAAGACACUGAGAAGGAACUAGAAAAACUUAAAAAGAAAGCAGUGAGUAGUCGUAAGGAAUGGCAAAAACGAGAACAAGAGGCAGAAACACUUGAACUAGAAAUUAAAGAGUUACAACAGAGUAUUGAAGCUGGAAAAGAACAGUUACAAGCAUCUGAAGAGAAAUUAAUUUCACAACAAGAAGCAGAAACUGAACUAGAAGAAAAAUUAAAGGAAAUAAAAGCUGACGUGAAACAAUUGCAAUCUGACAUAAAAGAACAUAAAGAAAUUAUUAAUAAACAAAAUGUUCAUAUGCGAAAGCUUGUAGAAAAGAAAGAAGAAAUAAUAAAACGGAAUAAAGAUGCAGAAUUAGAUAUUAAAAAAUUAAAUCAUGAAAUUAAUUCAAUUGAAAGUUGUGCUACUGAGUGCAAACAAAAAGUUACGGAACUUUUACGAAAGUACGAGUGGAUUGAACAAGAUAAGAUCUAUUUUGGGAAAGCUGGUGGUAUUUAUGAUUUUGAAGUUAACAAACCUGAUGAGAUGAAACAAAAAGUAAAUAGAUUACAAACGUUUCAUGAAAAAUUAAGUCGGAACAUUAAUACGCGAGCUAUCAGUUUAUUUGAUAAAGAAGAAGAGCAAUAUAAUGAAAUGAUGAAGAAAAAGAAAAUUGUUGAAAAUGAUAAGAAGAAAAUAUUGGAGACAAUUAAACACUUGGAUGAAAAGAAAAGGGAAACUUUGCUUACAGCUUGGAAACAGGUGAACAAAGACUUCGGAUCGAUAUUUAGUAGUUUGUUACCAGGAGCCGAUGCAAAGCUACAAGCUCCUGAAAAUCAAUCAGUCACAGAUGGCUUAGAAGUGAAAGUUGCCUUUUCCGGUAUUUGGAAAGAAUCGCUAGGUGAAUUAUCUGGGGGACAGAGAUCCUUAGUAGCAUUGUCAUUGAUUUUAGCUAUGCUUUUAUUCAAACCGGCUCCUCUGUAUAUUUUGGAUGAAGUUGAUGCUGCUCUGGAUCUCUCUCAUACAGAGAAUAUUGGUAUAAUGUUAAAAAGACAUUUUAAACAUUCACAAUUUAUUGUUGUAUCAUUGAAGGAUGGAAUGUUCAACAAUGCUAACGUAGUAUUUACGACUAGGUUUGUUGAUGGAAUGUCAACAAUAUCUAGAAGUGAAAGAAUAAGAAAUAAGUAAAUAUAGAUUAAAAUGCGUAGAUUUAUGUGUAUAAAUAAAUUAAUAUUUUUAUAUCUUAUGUCGAAAAACUACAUAAUGUAAUAUAAUAAAUAUAGAAUAUGGAAUUACGGCAUCCUCAAAUCCUUAAAAUGCAAUAAGAAAUUAGGUGAACAAACAUUAAGGGCAUUGUGAUUAAAGCUGACAGGGCCUGCUUCUUAAAUAUUUUUACAAUAUGUUGCAAUUAUUAACAGUCAGUACAUUAAAUAUCUUACAGAACUACAAAGAAACAGUAAAUUUCAAACGUGAAGAAAUUUAUUACUGUGGAAUAUUUUUAAUCAUUGUAUAUCUAGAUUUUUAUGAAAUGUUAAUUAUUUAAGUUUUUAAGUACGUAAGUAUAUUUCAAAACUUAUUUAAAUAUAUGUAUCUUCAAAAGAAAA
This is a messenger RNA of Megalopta genalis, 4586 nucleotides long. It is a transcript of the gene SMC2, whose product is annotated as structural maintenance of chromosomes 2. NCBI's taxonomy places the organism in Eukaryota, Metazoa, Arthropoda, Insecta, Hymenoptera, Halictidae. Gene Ontology annotation, biological process: chromosome organization. Gene Ontology annotation, molecular function: ATP binding; ATP hydrolysis activity; protein binding. The record is from RefSeq and is a predicted model, not a curated record. Gene Ontology annotation, cellular component: chromosome.